AUGAUCACACUUUGCGACCUCCCCGACGACAUCCUCCUAGAGAUCCUCACCCAAAAUAACCUCUCCGAACACGAUGUCAACGCCUUCGCCCAGACAAAUCACCAACUCCACACUCUUGCAAACCGGUGCCUCUACCGUCAAAACGCACUGCACAACCGAAGCAGCGCGCUGGUAUGGGCAUCCGAAACGGGGAGUCUAGAGACGGCCAUAUUCGCCCUCGACCACGGCAGCGCAGACAUCAACAUCAAAUCCCUCAAACACUACGGCGGCACACCGCUCAUGCUUGCCUCGGAAAAGGGCCAUCGCGCGAUCGUCGAAUUCCUGCUAUCCAAAGGCGCAAACACGAACGCAACUAACAUCUUCCAUGAAACCGCCCUCAGUGUAGCAGCGCAGACCGGCGCUCUCGACACCGUGAACAUCCUCCUAGAUCACCCCAAGGCUCUACCCGACCUGCCCGACACAUCCGGGCAAACAGCAUUCUGGUGCGCCUGCUGUAAUGGCCACCAGGCAGUCGUGGAGAGACUGCUCGCCAGACCGGACGUCGACAUCAACCGCCAGCGACAAGACGGCGCCACGCCGCUGAUUUCGGCGACCGGUGCGGGGCACACUGCCGUGGUACAAUUGCUGUCCGCGGAUGAGAGAAUUGAUCCAAACCGCUGCACGGAGGACGCAAAAACAGCUCUGAUGAUGGCUGCGCUGCAUGGCCGCGAGAUGAUCGUAAAGCUGCUCGUCGAUAUGCCGACAUGCAACGUCGACGCCGAAGACUCCGAGGGCAAACGAGCUCUCUCGUACGCCGUGAGAGGCGACUGCGUGGCGAUCAUGCAGCUAUUGGUUGAUAAAGGUACAGACGUGAACCACCAAGAUCAAUCAGGUCGGACGGCACUUUCCACCGCGGCGGAUCUUGGCAGUGAAAGCAUGACAGCCUUGUUGCUGCAGCAUGGUGCUGAUCCUACCUUGCCGGAUAGUAAAGGCUGGAUCCCUCUUCACUGGGCUGCGCAGGCCGGUCAUGAGGCCGUUGUCAAGCUCCUCCUCGAAGACGAUCGUACGAACCCAGGGCAUGCAAGCUUGAUUGGCACCACGCCGCUCCAUUGUGCGUCAUGGGAUGGUCACUAUGGUGUCAUAAAGCUCCUGUUAGCGAGAGACGAUAUUGAUGUCAACUGCAAAGACAACGCUGGGUGGACACCUCUAAUCUGGGCAGCGUUUAACAAAUCCGUGAGUCUUAUGCAACUAUUCUUGGACGAUCCCCGUACGGACGUCAAUGCACAAGAGCAUCAGGGCAGGACGGCGCUUUUCUUUGCGGCCAAGACGCGUCAGCAAGCUGUUGUGGAAGCUCUUCUUGGUCAUCCGAUGAUCGAUACUACGAUCGAGGGUCAGACCGGCAAGAAUGCUGUAAUGUAUGCGAAUGAACUUGGUCAUCUGGAUAUGGCUGCCUUGAUUGAGGCGUUUGCAAAGAAAGGGCAGUACAAUUAG
Molecule: messenger RNA, 1470 nt
Organism: Aspergillus lentulus
Lineage: Eukaryota; Fungi; Ascomycota; Eurotiomycetes; Eurotiales; Aspergillaceae
Product: ankyrin repeat domain-containing protein
Molecular function (GO): protein binding
Source: RefSeq, a predicted model, not a curated record